This is a messenger RNA of Mandrillus leucophaeus (drill), 2306 nucleotides long. It is a transcript of the gene SIMC1, whose product is annotated as SUMO-interacting motifs containing 1. The record is from RefSeq and is a predicted model, not a curated record. Lineage: Eukaryota; Metazoa; Chordata; Mammalia; Primates; Cercopithecidae. The coding region runs from base 88 to 1758 and encodes 556 amino acids. The transcript has 10 exons.
CAGGAGAUGCACCACGGUCACCCGGAAACAUGCCACCAUCACCAGAUGUGCCACAGUCAUCAGGAGACAUGCUAGGGUCACCAGAAGAUGUGCCACAGUCAUCAAGUGAUGCUUCACCGUCACCAGAUGCCACACUCAUCAGGGAAUGUGACACACUCACCUAGAGACAUCCCUCACUUACCAGGAGACAGGCCUGACUCUACCCAGAAUGGUGUACAGAACCAUGACAUGCCUAUGGAUAUCUCAGCUCCAUCUUCUCCAAGCUGCUCUCCCAGCCCACUGUCUGAAACUCCCUUAGAGAAAGUUCCUUGGCUCUCUGUCAUGGGAACCCCAGCCAGAAAAGAAAUAUCACUGUCAGAGCCUGCCAAACUCAGGUCUGCCCAUGUACAAGCACGAACACCACAAGGUGGGUUGUACAACAGACCAUGCCUGCAUAGACUGAAGUACUUCUUACGACCUCCGGUUCAUCACCUCUUCUUUCAGACACUAAUACCGGAUAAAGACACAAGAGAGAACAAGGGUCAAAAAUUAGAACCCAUCCCUCAUCGAAGACUAAGAAUGGUAGCAAAUACCAUUGAAGAGAAUUUUCCCCUGGGGACUGUGCAGUUUUUGAUGGACUUUGUGUCACCCCAGCAUUACCCACCAAGAGAAAUUGUGGCUCACAUCAUCCAGAAAAUCUUGCUCAGUGGCUCUGAGACUGUGGAUGUCCUAAAGGAGGCCUACAUGCUUCUCAUGAAAAUUCAACAGCUACAUCCAGCCAAUGCCAAGACAGUGGAGUGGGACUGGAAACUGCUCACCUACGUCAUGGAGGAAGAGGGACAGACUCUGCCUGGGCGAGUCCUUUUCCUGCGUUACGUCGUUCAGACCCUAGAAGAUGACUUCCAGCAGACCCUGAGGAGACAACGGCAGCACCUGCAGCAGUCCAUUGCAAACAUGGUGCUGUCCUGUGACAAGCAGCCCCACAAUGUCAGGGAUGUUAUCAAGUGGCUGGUCAAAGCAGUAACUGCAGAUGGAUUGACUCAGCCCCCAAAUGGAAAUCAAAUGUCUUCAGGAACAGGAGUCUUGAAGGCCAGCGGUAGCCACCCUCCUUCCCAGCCCAACCUGACAAAGAACACCAAUCAGCUGAUUGUGUGCCAGCUUCAGAGGAUGCUCUCCAUAGCCGUAGAGGUGGACAGGACCCCCACCUGCAGCUCCAAUAAAAUUGCUGAGAUGAUGUUUGGGUUUGUGCUGGACAUUCCUGAGAGGAGCCAAAGAGAGAUGUUCUUUACUACCAUGGAAAGCCACCUUCUGCGCUGCAAAGUGUUAGAGAUCAUAUUCCUCCACAGCUGCGAGACACCCACCCGCCUGCCUCUGUCUCUGGCGCAGGCCCUCUACUUUCUGAAUAAUUCUACGUCGCUGCUCAAGUGUCAGUCAGAUAAAAGCCAGUGGCAGACUUGGGACGAAUUGGUUGAGCAUCUGCAGUUUCUGUUGUCCAGUUAUCAACAUGUUUUAAGAGAACACUUAAGGAGUUCCGUGAUCGACCGAAAGGACUUAAUAAUCAAAAGGAUUAAGCCCAAACCCCAGCAAGGAGAUGACAUCACAGUGGUGGACGUAGAGAAGCAGAUUGAGGCCUUCCGCAGCCGCCUGAUCCAGAUGCUGGGGGAGCCUCUUGUCCCUCAGCUCCAAGACAAAGUGCACUUGUUGAAGCUCCUGCUCUUCUAUGCUGCGGACUUGAACCCUGACGCAGAGCCCUCUCAAAAGGGCUGGAGCAGCUCCUGAGGGCCUGCCAAGCACCGAAUGCCAAGAAUACCUCCUGAACUCUAUCUCCAACUACUUAAAAGCUCCAAAAGUAGGAAAAGUGGCUAAAAUCUUACAAGACCAAACCUAUAUUAUUUAAUCAGUAGGUUGUAAUUUCUAACUCUAGUAUAAAUAUCUUUUUUUAAAUAAUCCUAUCCUAGCCUAUUCUCAAAUAUGGCUUAAAUAUACAAGGUAUAUAUAUUUUUUAAUAAAUUAUUUAUCUAUACUUUUUUUGAAACAGGUUAAUACUGUGUGCACCACGUUUAACAUUUUCAUUCAAGAUGUGGAAAAAUCCCUCUGCUGAAGCCACUCUAUACACCAAUAUUAUGUCAUUCAAGGUACCGACGACCUGUUUCAGGAGAGACGUUCAUUUUUCCCUAAUGAAAUGCAAGCAUUCUAUGUUAGACCUAUUAUAUUGCCUAUUAAUUUGACUUUGUAAUAAAUAGAGGGUAGAAACAAAAGGAUCAAGUGUGUUACAAAACAUUUGAUGUUAAAAGGAGACAAUAAAAAGGCAAUGGUUUUUCAAAAUA